GGAGCUUUUCGUCUUCUCCGGCGACAUUCCAUCCGCUGAUCAAAAAAAAAAGUUUGCAACUUUGAUCGCGAAAGUUUCAAAAAUGGAAGUCAUUGAUCAAUGGGUUGCUGAAUUUAUCCUCCGUCGACAACAUAAUCCUAGGGUUGCCCCUACUAAUCUGAUUUCGGCUCUGCAAUUGGGUGAUUCCUCUGACUGCAUAAAGCUCAAGGUAUCUUCUGUCUUGCGGGAUAUCUCCAAUUCAUUGAUCCGAGGUACGAUCGAUGAGGGAAUGCUUGACCUUCUCGAGAUUCUUGAGAAGCUUCUGUUGCAGCAACAUUCGCUACUCAUGGAGUCUCACAAGUCUGCUUAUUCCUGGACGGCUGCUGAGUGUACGCUUAGAUUUAUGUGGCCAAUGUUUGCUUCGGAUGGUUUGUUCACCGAGGCUCUUGAGAGGAUAUGGACGAAGAGGAUUGGGAUUUUGAAGGAGAGUGGUAGCGAUUUGGUGACUCAUGACUUGUUGAAAUGGGAAACUGAUUUUAACAAGGCUCUUGAGGAACAUGAGCUCUAUCAGCGAAUUCGUGAGACUAACAUCAGGUACACUGCCAUUUCCUUUCUUACUCAGCUUCUCAAAGAACAGUGGGCAUUACUUGGGAGUUCCUCUCUUGAAUCGGUAGCUCAAAGAAGGUUUCUUAAGCGCAAGGCUGUGAACGUAGAGGGUGAUGUUGUUGACAACAGAGGGGAUCAAAGUGCUGUUGAUGAAAGCACGAGGGGUUUGGAGAGUGACAUCGUUGAUGUUAUCAACGAGCAGCGUGGAGGGGAGGACAGGAAUGGGAAUAAUAGAGAGAACGCUAAUGAUGGUGAAGGAAUGGAAUGUCCAGAGAAUGAUGGGAUUGAUAAUGGGAAUGUAGCAGACGAGGAGCACACAAUGGGUGCACAAGAACAGGAACAUGAGCCAAGUCUUGAUAAGGGAGACAAAACGGUUGCUCGAGAGCUGAAGGAUUAUUUGUUAGAGAUUCAAAGACACAUCGACCCUUCCAUUAGGCGAGGGGAAGAACCUAACACUGCAAUUAAUCAUUCAGUAGAUGAUGUCACUCCUCAGCCUACUCGGGUGAAUAGGACUGGAACAGGCGGUCAAGACCAUAAUGAAGCAACCGAUAAUGUAAAUGAGAAAGGUUCGGAUAGUAAGGGAACAUGGUCUAGCAGAAUUCGGCCUCGUCUACCAACCCCAGUUCCUCUGAAUGUAUCUCCGUUGAAGAAGGGAGGAUUGGCGAAACCCCAUGUCAGGAGGCCAAAGAAAUUCUGGACGCCAGAAGAAGUGGAAGCUCUGAGGGAAGGAGUAAAAGAGUAUGGUAAAUCAUGGAAAGAUAUAAAGAAUGGAAACCCUGCACUAUUCGCGGAGAGGACAGAGGUGGAUUUGAAGGAUAAAUGGAGGAACUUAGUCGGUGGGUAGAGGUAACAUCUUUUGUGAAUCUUGUGUUAUAGGCUUUUAAAAUGCUGUAGAGAUAUAUACUUUUGUGACAUAUCAACUGUGGAGAACAUGGUGGGAGAUAGAUAGGGCCAUUUCACAUGUUGUGUAGUGAAUGAUAAUCAUGAAUGAGCAGAAAUAUGCAGAAUAUAAUGAUAUGCUUGUG
Arabidopsis arenosa is the source of this 1610-nucleotide messenger RNA. The record is from the annotation of a GenBank genome assembly. Lineage: Eukaryota; Viridiplantae; Streptophyta; Magnoliopsida; Brassicales; Brassicaceae.